Heterobasidion irregulare TC 32-1 is the source of this 366-nucleotide messenger RNA. RefSeq lists its product as uncharacterized. NCBI's taxonomy places the organism in Eukaryota, Fungi, Basidiomycota, Agaricomycetes, Russulales, Bondarzewiaceae. The transcript has 3 exons. The coding region runs from base 1 to 366 and encodes 121 amino acids. The record is from RefSeq and is a predicted model, not a curated record.
AUGUUCAGAACAUCCACACAUGCCUCUCCGUCCAACAUAAUUUCCCGCUCUCUUGCGGCUGCUCGCGUUCAUAGGAGAUUUGCGAGCCAAAAACCACAAGGAUUCCGCCUAGAAGACUACCGCUUCGACCCACGCCCGUCAUGGGUCUACACGUUGUCCACCACCCUCCGGCUCGUCCUCAUCCCUAGUGCGCUCGUCUACGCCGUGUUCUUCGCCGACUUUGGCGAGAAGGAGCACGUCUUCAUGCCCCCACGGCGAUGGUUGGAACGACAGAAGGCUGCGUUUUUCACGCUCUCGCCGGCGGAGCAGGAACUCACUGAGAAGGAGGUAGAGGCGGAUGCUGGUGCAAAGCCUGCUCUGCCAUAA